This is a messenger RNA of Manduca sexta (tobacco hornworm), 7983 nucleotides long. It is a transcript of the gene RhoGAP19D, whose product is annotated as rho GTPase-activating protein 21-B. Gene Ontology annotation, molecular function: protein binding. Bases 723 to 5879 code for a protein of 1718 amino acids. The record is from RefSeq and is a predicted model, not a curated record. Lineage: Eukaryota; Metazoa; Arthropoda; Insecta; Lepidoptera; Sphingidae. Gene Ontology annotation, biological process: signal transduction. The transcript is spliced from 26 exons.
ACGCCAGUGGCAGUGGCGGUGCGGCAGACCGCGGACGGCGCGGGCGCGCGAUCCGCAAUGAGCGCCGCCCUGCACGACUCUUGGGUAUCGGCCAUAACACGCUACACUACAAUCCGCACCUUGAGUAACUUCCAAUGUGUGGGCUUGUGGUCUACCUGCUAAAACGUCGCGUGUGCACUAUCCGUUUUAUACAAAAGUGAAUGUGAAGUGUUUGUUCCAAAUUAGUCAAAGUCAUCUUAACUUUAGAUGACGGCUAUCAGUGUUUGUGCGAAGUGAUCCGAAGAUUGGUUAUUAUUAAACAGCGCAUUCCUCGCGAUCAAUGAUAUGCCACAUUCAAGUGUACCACUCAAGUAAUUGCUAACAGAUUGUUACGCAAAUGUGAUUGACGAUAACGAUUCGGUUGUGUUUACCGUUACUUCAAUUUGGCCACCGUUCUGUCUAUCUGCUGCCUCUGGAGGUUCGUUCACCUCGUCGUUUGGAUGUUAUUCCAUCUCGUGUAGUUUGUACUGAUGGGCUCGAUAGGCCGACCUUUGUCCAACAUAUGGAACUAAUUUCAACGUAGUAGCCGAUGACUGGUCAUUUGGCAACGAGAACUUAAUUUUCAAUGAUGUAUCAAUACGGAAUGAACAUGUCUCGUUAUUAAUAAGAAAAUAAUGAAGCAAUGUUGUUCAGUGAGUAGUGUGUGAGUUUUUUGUGAUAAGUGCCGCGAUAAAGCCGUCAAAAUGAUGCAAGGAUUUCUGGACUCGCUCUACAAAAUUUAUUCAGAUUGGCGCGCACCAAUGACAGACGAGUCGGAGGCGGCGAGGGCGCGGCGCGUGCCGGCGCCGCCGCCGCGGCAACCAACACGCCCGCCCGAGCCUCGGCCGCGCACGCAGGUCGCGGAGCCGCCGGUCCGGCUCAUCCGCCCGUCGGAACACCUGGCGAUAGUGGAACGCGCCAUGGAGCGGCGGCCGCCGGUGCCGCUGGUCCCGUCGGUGACGGUGGUACAAGGCCCUCGGCCUGCUCUGCAGUCCAUGCCACCGCCUGCGCCCGGGUACAGGCACGUAGCACCGCCGCCGCUCAGGAUGCCCGCUCCGGUCCCGCCGCCAGUGAUGAGGUUGCCACCGCCCCGAUUGGAUGUUCAGGUACAAACACCUGAAUACGCGGUACCGUUUAGGAAUCCCCAACCGCCAGUGCACGCUCAGCCACUGCCACUGCCGCCGGCGCCGCUCGCGAUCACCCACGUAGCCGCCCCCGUCCCCGCACCGGCGCCCGCGCCUGUCCCCGCUGCCCCGCCGGCGCCUGCGGUUGCUCCCGCCGCGCAUUGCGCCGCCCCGCGCACCAUCGUCAUACAAAGGCCCGACGCUCGACACGGCUUCGGAUUCACGCUUAGACAUUUAGUAGUGUACCCGCCAGAGUCUUUACAGGAGUUGUACGAAGAUGCUCGACACCUGGCGGUGGGCGCGGUCGGCGCCCCGAUGGACACGAUCUUCGUGAGGUCUGUGCGCGCGGGCGGGCCGGCGGCCGCGGCGGGACUGCGCGCCGGCGACCGAGUGCUGGCCGUGAACGGCGAGCCGGUCGCGUGCGGCCGCGCCAGGGCGCCGUACGCGCGCGUCGUGCAGCUGGCGCAGCGGGAGCCGCGCGUGCUGAGGUUGACUGUGGUGCCGAGGGACCACGACCUCUUGCAGAGGUAUUUCAGCGAAGCCGCGUAUAAUCCAGAGACGAACCAGCGUCCGCUAGAGAUGCCGGCGCCGGUGUCGGAGCAGGAGUCGCGGCUGUUCGACGCGUACCGGCGGCCGCGCGCGUCGCUGCCCGCCCCGCAGGCGCCCGCGCGACGUGACGACCCGGAGUAUGCCAGCGUCGCCUCCAUAGCGCCGUCGAGAUACGACGUGUCGAGGUUGACCGGCACGCCGCAUUAUCUCAUGCAUGAUGGGAGACGGGAAUCGGAUACAUCCCUACCAUCAUCAGCGGCGGAGAGCAAGGACAGCCUCGGAUCAUUCGACUCCAACUCAACGCUCACCGGUCGGGAAAUAGACGACUCGAUCAUCCUCUCGCGAAUACGAAAGAGUUUGGAACAGAAAGAGGCUUUCCUACGACGGCCCAGCCAGCCGACCGGCUGGGUCACGCCAGACGCGCCACCGCCGAUCAAACAGAAGGAGUUCUACGCCAGGCCGCAGAAGCUACAGAAGCCGGCGUGGCCUCCGCCCACGGCGUCCCCACCCCUAGCCGCAUCACCUCCCCCGCAACCUACAGAACAAAAGAAAGAAGAGUGCGUCAGCGUUGACAGUGGAACGUAUAGCGGUUACGGAGAAGUGAACGGCACACACAACGACAAAAACAGAGCGAAACAAGACAAGAAUCAGUUCGUGGUGACGCUGUCCAAGAUACAGGAAACAGCGCCGAGCAUUCAGAGUCCUAAUGUUGGGACCGUUACUAAUGGAACGGCGAAAGAAGUCAAGGAGGUGAAGGAUGAAGGGGCUGCUAGUAAUCAAGAUAGCAAAUACCCGGUGCCGGAGCUGCAGCUGGUGACGGCGCGCACGCGGCAGCUGGAGGCGGCGCGCGGCGGCUCGCGGCGCACGGAGACGGCGCGCAGCGAGCUGGCGCGGCUCUCCACCACGCGCCUCGAGCCCAGCGUGGCGCUGCGCCGCAAGGAGUUCGAGACGCGCGCGCUGCGCCGCGACGCGCGCUCGCUCGACGUGCAACCGCACCAGGAAUUAGAACACGAGAUACCCCUAGGUGGCAGCCUAUCAGGAAACCAAUUAAUGAUCACCGGCAGCAAACACUUGCAUUGUCCUCCUCCAGAUGGAUAUGUGCCCGAAACGGAAAAGGUUCAAAUGCGAACAAGGUCGAACAGUACCGGUAGUGAAGGAUUACCUAUUAGAAGACAUCAUGCCACAGAUGGCAGUCACGCGAAGAGACGUAUGGGCCUGAACAGAGAGCAAAUGGAGGCGAUGAACCGAGUGUCGCUGCCGUCGGCGGUGAAUGGCGAGGGGCGGGAGGGACGCGAGGGGCGCGAGGGGCCGGCGACGCCCGCGCGGCCCACGCAGCUCAGCCUCGCCCCGCCCGCCGCCGCGCCGCCGCCGCCCCCCGCCUCGGCCUCCACCUCGGCCACCACCUCCCCCUCGCCCACGCCGAGCACACCCGCCGACUCAGGUUUUGCUGAUGAUUUGGUGACAAGAAGACAGAAGAAGGAUGCUCAACUUGGGGAAGAGGAGCGUGCCAUGCGGAGGGUUUCCUACUUAAAAGCCACAUGGGGUGAUCGGUUGCACUUAGACAGCGAUGUAGAACCAGACGGUGACCACCACGCUCUGCGAAGCCCAGAGAAGAAGGGCGACGGAGAGGCGACAGAGAACGCAGUGGAAGCGACAGAAGGUGACGUGCAGGGCAACGUGCAGGUCAAGAUGGUGGUCUGCAACGGAAAGCGCGCAAGCGACAGAUCGUGGAAGCAAGUGUGGGCGGUGCUGCACGGCACCAAGCUGUACCUGUACAGACACCAUCCCAGUCAGGUAUGUCGUGCAGUCAGCUCUAGUAUUACUGAAUCAAGCCCCGGCGCGGUGACCGGCGGCGGCGCUGACGCAGCACAGUCGCGCGACGCGCUCGACGUGCGCUACUCGCUCGCCGCGCUCGCUGACGACUACACCAAGCGGAAACACGUGGUACGAGUCACCACGGCCGCCGGCGCUGAGCUACUACUGCAGGCCGAAGGUGCCGCUGACGCGCAGCGAUGGCUGGCAGCGCUGAGGCGCCACUCGGCCGAGCCGCCGCCCGCGGAGCCUGCGCCUGCGCAAACCGCGCCCGCGCCUGCCCCCGCCUCGACGACAGCGCCCGCGCCCGCGCCUCAGGCCACCGCCGAAUGCCCCUCACCGCUCCCCCCACAGCGCAGCAAGAAGAUCAGCAGGAACAGGUCGCCCACUGGCCCACCAACACCAACCCUGCCGUCGUCACCGAAGAACAAGACGUGGAAGGGGCGCAUGGCGAAGCAACUCCGGCGCAUGCACGGCGGCACCGCGGCCAGUACGCCCGCGGCCGCCGCCGCGACUGGCUGGCUCGGCGCGCCGCUCGAGCGCUGCCCCGCCGACCAGGAACAUCCGUUCGUGCCCAAAGCUGUCACACUGCCCGCGCAGGCCGUUGAGGCAUACGGACUGCGCACGGUAGGCGUGUACCGCGUGCCGGGCAACGCGGGCGGCGUGGCGGCGCUGGCGGCGGCGCUGGACCGCGGCCAGCCGCCGCCCGCCGGCGACGCGCGCUGGGCCGACGUGCACGUCGCCUCCAGCCUGCUCAAGGCGUACCUGCGGCGGCUGCCCGACCCGCUGCUCACCGCGCAUCUCUACCCCGCCUUCAUAGCGGCGGACAGAUCUCCGGACAGGGCUCGUGAACUGAAGCGGUUGGUCCACGCGCUGCCCGAGGCGCAUUACGAAACACUCAAGUACCUGAUCCAACAUCUGCGCAAAGUGGUGGCGCACUCCGGCUCCAACAAGAUGGAGGCGCGAAACUUGGCCAUCGUGUUUGGUCCAACGUUGGUGCGCGCCGCCAGCGACGACAUGCUGGCGAUGGUCAACGACAUGUCCAGCCAGUGUCGCAUCAUCGAGUCCUUCCUGACACACUACGAGUGGUAUUUCGAGGAGGAGGAGGGCGACCCGCCGGUGGAGCCGCCGCCCUCCGCGGACGAGCUGUCGCCCGCGCCGGCGCCCUCGCGCGACCUGCUCAUACACAACGUUAAGAAGAUCGAAGGUAAAGACGUGUCAACAAGAGACAUAGUAUCGUCGAUAAUAUCGGCGGCGAACCGCAAGAUCCAGCGCAAGCCUCGGUCCAAGCCCUCCGCCGACAAGAAGUGGUCGGAGGAGAAGCGCGCGGAGACGUCGCCGGGGGGCUCCCCGCCGAGCUCGCCGCUGACGUCACCGCUGACGUCACCGCCCGCGCACCUCACCACCUCGCUCGCCGACUACGACGGGCUGCCGCACAGGUUCACCAGGCAGGACGGGGUCAACAAAAUUGAGCUCGAGUCGAUGUCGGCGCUGGGUCGCGGUCGGCAGGAGCUGUCGCGACACGCGCAUGCGCUCACUAACUUCUCCAUUGAUGGAACCGGAGAUUUGGUGUCAUCUCUGACGAACACGUUCGACCAGAAGCUGCGCACGCUCAACAAUUCGUCGCCGCUCGACGACGGCAGCAUCCCUUACGCGGACGAGUGCCAGGAGGAGAACGAGGAGGGCAAGUCCACCGCCAGCUCGCCCUCGGAGGGCAGUCUGCACAGCGAGCGGGACGAGCGGGACGAGCAAGCGGAGCGAGCGGAGCGCGACCGGCCCGAGCGAGUCUCGCCCGCCGUGCGCGCGCACGAGCUCAAGGCGGCCUGGCUCGCGCGCGACCACCGACACUCCUCCUCCAGCAGCGCCGACGAGCCCGACCGCGCCUGGCCGCGUCGCCACGCGCGCGACGACGGCGACGACUCCGAGAAGGAGAACUGCGCCGCCGCGCCCGCGCCGGCCCCCGCCCCCGCCACACACGCGCCACACGCGCCGCCCGCGCCGGACGCCGACGACAAGCGCGAGUGCGGCAAGCGGCACAGCGGCGCGCAGGCGGCGCGGCCCGACGGCGCCAAGCUGAAGCGCUCCGAGUCGCUGUCGCGCGAGAGCCGCCACGAGGCGCGCGUGCUGCGCUCCGAGAGCCUGAACUGCCGCGACCCCAGCCGCCGCCGCGAGCCCGCCGCCUGGCGCUCCACCAAGCUCAAGCGCAAGAACGGCAUGCCGGAGCGCGGCAUCAAGCGGCGCCACACGGUGGGCGGCACGAAGGACUUCGACAAGGACGGCUGGUCGGCGCGCCACACGCGCACGUCGUCGCCGGACCUGACGGCGGCGUGGCCGGCGCUGCCGCUGCCGCCGCACCCGCUGGAGUCGCACGUGUGACGCUCGCGCCGCGCCUCGCUCUGAGCCACCGCUCGUCACGCGACGCUCUGACACUCUGCACGGUAGCUGUCCCCGGUGUCUAUUCACGUGGUGCUGUAUGUAUGUAGUUCCCCUGGUGCCCCCCGGUGCCUGGUGCCUCGUGCCUGGUGCCUGGUGCCUGGUGCCUGGUGCCAGGUCCCUGGUGCCUGGUGCCAGGUCCCUGGUGCCCUCUGCUCCACUCCGCCGACGAGAGACCGACGCGCGUUCCCGCCGACGUUGACGGUUCGACACUUUCAUUUUGAGAGAGGCUAUUUUCUUUGAUUCGAUUCAAUUGACUGAAUAGAUUAGGUCACAAAUGUCUAUAUAUGAUAUACGAAUAAAUAUAAUACUCAAGAGUCGUAGCGCGUCGUGAACUCUACGUUUCCUCGCGUUUCGAUCGUUAAUCACUCCGACUUAUUGACUGUUCUCGUACGAAAUGUAGGUUAAUGCGAUAUGAAUAAAUAGUAACGAAAAGAUUCAAUUAAAUUAAUGUGAAUAGCGGUGCAAUAUGUUUUAAACAUUGUAGACGAGGAGGAAGUGUUUGAUUGAACUAAUAGAAACGAUUAUAUGAAAAGUCUAAGCGAACUUAGCUCACUAAAUAAUGCCAAAGAAUGAUUUAUGAAGCUGACGAUAUAUUUGAGAAUAGAUGCAUGCGCGGAGCAUACUAGGGCGACGGGAAGGAUCGGUGACAGGCAUGCAAGGAUCGCACGUCGAGGACGAAACUAACAAACCACACGAGGAGACACGUGUCGCACACGCGCCGCGUGGCGCCGUGUACCGGAGUCGGCAAACGUUCCACACACAUACACAUCGCUGUACGAAGCCACACUCCCCUUGUAGAUGCUGAACUACUUUUGGCGGAGUUGUUGUGGAACCUUGACUUGUAAACAGUGCAAAAUGAGCAUAAUAUAAAUUUAAUUUGUGCUACUAGUGUAGUUUACGCGAACAGUGAAUCGUUAUUAGGUAGGACGCCCGCGGCAGCUGCGGGCGACGUAAUGACCACACAGUAACACCAUUUAGCGUUAAGAUAUUAUUAAAUAGCGACUAUUAGUGUCCUGAAGUUUGCAUAAUGAUUUCGAUGCGAUUAUAUGUAUGCAUACAUCACCUACUUGCCUCUGCAAUAGUUUUAGCUGAUUCGAAUUUUAUGCACAAUUAUUAUGAAUUAUAUAAUUACAAAUUAUAGUUACCUUAGUGUCAGCGUGUUGACAACAGAACUGUGUGAGUGUAGAGAAAUGUGAAUUAGAAAUAUGAUAAUGAAUGAGUCGACAGAGUUUGUGUAUUGAAUAUUGAUUUGAAUAAUAUUGAAGUAUAUGUAUAGAGUAAGUGUUUAGCGUAGCGAGUAAGGAGUGAGGAGGGUCGAGUGUAAAUAAUGAAUGCAAUACAUGUGAGGGUCGGAGGGGGGACUCCGCACUCGGUACUCUUGCAACACUAUCGCAGUGAUAAUAAUGAACGUGAUCCCAUUUAGCUUUGUAAAAACUGUACAUUUCUUUUAUGAUUAAUUUAUACUUGUUAUCGUAGCUUUGUUGAAUGCAAUUAUUUUUUAUUGUUUUGUUUAUUGAACAGAAGUAUUUUUAGGCUAAAUUCAAUUGUUAUUUAUUUUGUGAAAGCUAUAAAAAAGUGAUUUGGCACAACCUUUUUUAUUUUAAAUUUAAUUAUUGUAAAUAUUUACGUCGGAGAAUUAAUGUUUUAGAUUUUCAUUCUUUAACUUUUUGAAAAUUUUAUACCAUCUUUACGUUAAGACGAUCUCAAGUUUGUUGAAUGUUUGCAAAGCGUUCCUUUUAAAGUUUUAUUUGUAAAUAUAUCAUUUAAUGUAGGAACUGAAUUUACUAAUUUUACUGGAUCAUAUUGUAGAGCGUAGAGGGCAGGUCGCCUCACAAAAGACAAGUCCCUCGGGACGGCUCGACGGAGCGUCUGCUUGCAACAGAUUGUAAUCAAAUAAUCUAUUCAUGUUCUUCGUGUAAUCACCUAUUAAAUUCAAAUAAACAUCUUUAAAGACAUUUUGCAAAUAUGGUUCAAUCCAGAUUUACAAUAUUUGUCAUUGUGUAUAUUUUGGAACAAUGAAAAUAAAAUAUUGAAUCAAUUUAAA